AUGCAGCCGCCAUCGUAUCCAGCCAUGGACCAGCAGUCCGAGGCCAGCGACACGCUCGGCCGGCUGCGAGACGUCAACUUACAACCUGCCCACCUGUACCACAAACCCUCCACAUCCACGACGCAUUCGAAACGAUCGUCCGCGCCCAGACCGAGCGUCAGUUCGACCUCGACCGUCCAGAAACCCAAAGGUGCCAUGCUGUGGUCCGACGGCAGCAGCGUGGGCGGCAAGCGAGCAAGCAAAGGCGCCCCGAACUCGACCUUCUACAAUGAGGACACGCCGCCGCCUUCGCCGUCUGCCUCUGACUUCCGGUCCGCGACGUCUGAUUUCCGAUCCAACGCUGGCAAUUCCAUGGGCACCGCCGAUCUUGGUUACCACGUAAAACCAACCGCGAAGCUGGACCAGUCGUACGACUACCGGUACGACCAUGUUGCGCCGCCUGCGCCGCUACCACCCAGAGAGAUUCUCGGAUACAAGAGACGCACUUUCCUGAUUGCAGUCGGCCUCCUAGUCGUUCUCGUCGUUGCCAUCGCAGUCGGCGUUGGUGUCGGCGUAGGAGUUGGAUCAAAUAAGAACAACAGUUCAGGCUCAGAUGCUCAAACCUCGCCGACGGCAACAACCUCAACCCCGCCCACAUCCACAACAUCAACAUCAACCUCCUCUUCCGCCAAACCGACCACCUCGUCAUCCGCCUGCCCCGCCGCCAACAACACCGUCUUCGACGUCCCUAACUCGGACAAGUCCUUCCUCCGCAUCUGCGGCGUCGACUACGCCGACGGCGACGGCGCCGAGGACCUCACGACCGUCUGGACCGCCUCCAUGGUCGACUGCAUGACCAACUGCGCCGGCUUCCCCAAGUGCGAGGCCUGCAGCUGGGGCGCCCUCGAGGGCGACAAGGGCGACAACCACCGCUGCUACCUGAAGCGCAACCUGACCAAGUCGGAGAGCCGGCGGCCGGGCUGGGACUUUGCCAUUAUGCAAUAG
Molecule: messenger RNA, 984 nt
Organism: Clonostachys rhizophaga
Lineage: Eukaryota; Fungi; Ascomycota; Sordariomycetes; Hypocreales; Bionectriaceae
Source: the annotation of a GenBank genome assembly